This is a messenger RNA of Lathyrus sativus (Indian pea), 1827 nucleotides long. NCBI's taxonomy places the organism in Eukaryota, Viridiplantae, Streptophyta, Magnoliopsida, Fabales, Fabaceae. The record is from the annotation of a GenBank genome assembly.
AUGGCACCUAAAGAAGAUCAGGCUUGUAAAGCUGCUGAGAUUGCGAUUGGGUCGAUUGGGCGUGGAUAUGAUAUAUCUUCGGAUAUAAGGCUCAAGUUUUGUAAAGGGGAUUCUAUUCAUUCGCGAUUGAUUGAGAUUGAUGAACAUGAUGUAAGAGAGGUUGUUUUACCUGGUGGAGUUUCGUUACCGAAUGUUUCGAAAUUAAUUAAAUGUGAUAAAGGGGAACGGACUAGGUUCAGGUCUGAUGUUCUGUCAUUUCAACAGAUGACAGAGCAGUUCAAUCAGGAGUUGUCUUUGACCGGCAAAAUUCCUUCAGGGCUUUUCAAUUCAAUGUUUGAAUUUUCUGGGAGUUGGCAGAAAGAUGCAGCACAUACCAAGACCCUUGCUUUUGAUGGGGUGUUAAUUACACUUUACACUGUUGCAUUAGAGAAGUCUCAAAUGGUGCUUUGCGAUCAUGUUAAAAAAGCUGUACCAUCAUCAUGGGACCCACCUGCAUUAGCAAGGUUUAUCGAUACCUUUGGCACCCAUAUUAUUGUUGGUAUGAAGAUGGGAGGAAAAGAUGUAAUAUAUUUGAAGCAGCAGCACUCAUCAACUCUCCAACCAUCUGAUGUUCAGAAAAGGUUGAAAGAAAUGGCAGAUAAAAGGUUUCUGGAUACUAAUGGCCAAUAUAGUGUAGCUUCUGAUCAAGUUUUUCCAAAUAACAAGUUUGGAACCAGGACGCAGAGGCUAACUUUUGCUAAUAUUAGUCCAUCAAGUUCUUAUUCACAUAAGGAGGAUAUUGUAAGUUUUUGCAAGAGAAGAGGUGGAAGUGAUGACAAAAGUCUAUCACAUAAUGAGUGGUUACAGACCGUUCAGUUGGAGCCUGAUGUGAUCUCAAUGUCCUUUAUUCCAAUUACCUCUCUAUUAAAUGGAGUUCCGGGGAGUGGAUUCUUGAGCCAUGCCAUAAACCUAUAUUUACGAUAUAAGCCACCAAUUGAAGAGCUCCACCAAUUCUUGGAAUUCCAGCUGCCAAGGCAGUGGGCACCUGUAUUCAAUGAACUUCCUCUUGGUCCGCAAUGGAAGCAACGGAACUCUGCAUCUUUACAAUUUAGCUUCAUGGGGCCAAGGCUCUAUGUGAACACCAUACCGGUUGAUGUAGGAAAGAGGCCAGUGACUGGUCUCCGUCUCUAUCUUGAAGGUAAGAAAAGCAAUCGGCUGGCCAUCCAUAUGCAACACCUUUCAUCUCUUCCAAAAAUCUUCCAGCUUGAAGAUGAUUCAAAUGAAAACCCUCGGCGAAAGUCAUACGAUAAGAGAUUCUAUGAGAAGGUUCAAUGGAAGAAUUUCUCUCAUGUGUGCACUGCUCCUGUGGAAUCCGAGGAGGAUCUUUCAAUAGUAACUGGAGCACAAUUGCAAGUUGAGAAUUACGGCUUUAAAAAUAUACUCUUCUUAAGACUUAAAUUCUCGACUGUGUUGGGAGCUAGGGAGGUAAAACAUCCCGAGUGGGAUGGGUCGCCUGGGCUAGGAGCCAAGUCAGGACUCAUAUCCACUCUUAUUAGCCAACAUUUCACAGGGGCUUUUCAGAAGCCGCCUCCACGUCCAGCAGAUGUUAAUAUAAAUUCAGCUGUGUAUCCGGGCGGCCCUCCUGUUCCCGUCCAAGCUCCCAGGCUUCUUAAAUUUGUCGACACAACUGAGAUGACCAGAGGACCACAGGAGACUCCUGGUUAUUGGGUUGUCACUGGAGCAAGACUUUUGGUUGAGAAGGGAAAAAUUUCUUUACGAGUUAAGUAUUCUUUGUUGACUAUGAUAUUACCUGACGAUGAUGACGACGAAAUGUUGGAUCAUCAGUAG